AUGGCUUUGGAGCAAAAGGGCGGUGUCAUUGUCGAUUUUGACGGAAAAUCAAUUAAAGUCGAUACCAAAGAAGACGCGCAAAACAUCUUGGAAGCUCUUAGAAACAGUCCAUGUAUGACUGCUCUUCGAUUGUCAGGUAACACCAUUGGCGUGAAUGGGGCAUGCUCAAUCGGUUCCGAGUUGUCAAGUCACAAAGACUUAAGAAGAUGUCUGUUCAGCGAUAUGUUUACAGGUAUGGUUGGAAGUAAUGUUACUAUUGUAGGUCGUAUGGCUGAUGAAAUCGCUCCCGCUCUGAAGCAAAUUUCAGUUGGCAUAAUGUCAUCUGGUGCUCGACUUACUGAACUCGAUUUAAGUGAUAAUGCAUUUGGUCCGCGAGGUGUUGUAGGCGUAACUGAUCUCCUGAGCAGUCCAGCGUGUUUUACGUUAAAGGCAAGGGUGUACUGGGCUUUGCGCAUGAACAACCAAGGCCUUGGGCACCAGGGCGCUAAAUAUUUGGCUGAGGCUUUAUCUAAAGGCAUAAGGGAAAGCAAUGGAAAAGGACUUAAACUAAUAUAUUUUUCAGCUGGACGCAAUCGUCUUGAAAAUGUUGGAGCGUGCUUGUUGGCUGAUGUCUUCUCUCAAAUGCAAUCGCUGAAAGAACUCCAUCUGUAUCAAAAUGGUAUCGGAAUUCACGGGUCAGAUGGGAUCAAAGCUCUGUCCUCCGCGAUUUCAAAGAAUACUCAGAUGCGUGUGCUAAAUUUAUCUGAUAAUUCACUAAAGGAAGAGGGAGGUAUUGAAAUAGCUAGGAUCUUAAAAUCUAUACCUCAACUCAAGGAGCUUAUUCUUGAUGAUUGUCUCAUACGCUCUCGGGGUUGUCGUGUUUUGGCAUGUUAUCUCGAACGUGAAGAUGUGGUACCAGACCUGUGUCGUCUGAGUCUUUACGGCAACGAGAUCAAACGAGAUGCUGCAGUGUUCUUGGCCUUCAGCCUGGCCAAUAAAUCCAAACUAACUCACCUCUCAUUAAAUGCCAACGAAUUCGGUCCCACUGGUGUCGAGAAUGUCCUGCAAGUCCUCACUACCGCGAAUCUUCUACAUGCAAUUGCGGCUGAUGUUCCGUCGAUAAGUGAAGAAGAAGAGGGGGAUGAAGACGAGGAUAUCUAUCACCGUGCCUUCAAUGAGGACAUGGGCAGUGACAACGGGGAUGAUGUAGCCGGGGAGGAGUAUGAGCUGGAAUCGGAUAGUGAUGACGGAAGUCAAGAGAGCUACAAUGAUAAGGGAGAGGAUGGCAACGAAGAGGAAGAGGAGGAGGGGGACGAUGGGCGGGAAAGCUCUUUUGCUGUCAUGAAGGACAGUUUUGAGAAACCAAGUAAACCAUCAGGUAAUGAAUCGGUCAACCAAUCUGGCACUAGUGCUGCUGGUGGUUUUAGUUUCCUGUCCUGUCUUUCAAGUCUGCAGAAGGAAAACCAGCUCAGAGUGAAUCUGUUCGCUGGAUUAGAUAUGACAGGUUCAACUUCAUCGGGUGGCUUAUUUGGCAACAAAUCAUCUCUACCUAUUUCCGGCAAACUCUUCGCCCCUCCAAAAUUAGGCGCCUCGACGUCGCCUGCGUCCACUAGCUUUGGAUACUCCGGGCUCUUUUCCACACCGACGCUGUCACGACUCCAACCUUUCGAUGAAAAAUCCAUUUUGGAAUCACUAAAGGCGGCUUUCCUUGACACGGAGAAUGAUAAUCAACUUAUGCCUUUGAUUGACAAGUUGGUUAAGCAGUCGUCCCCACCCAAUUUGAGACUAAACUUUGAGGAGAUCUCGUCAGCCUCACCAGAGUCCGUUGUGCGAUUGGCCUUCCGGAUUUGCCAGAAGUCCUCCCUGCCCGCAUUGCGAAAUCUGGCCUGCGACCUUCUUCUAGCUGCACUGACCCGGAAAAGUGACAAAGUCUCCAACUCUAUUGUUCUUCCUUCGGCGAGAGCCGUAAACCAUAUACUCUUGCAUUUGGGCGCUAUUAAGCCCGACCGAAGCGACUCGGUAGAGCGGAAAGUCCACACGGAGGCCAGUGAUUCUCAGAAUUUGGCCACCGUCGUUGACCUAGUGGCGUCUCUGCUCAAACGCCACGGAGAUCAAUUGGGUGUCCAUAUAAGAAAACCCCUGGCUCUGCUCAUCUCACAGCAUCGAAAGCAGAACAGCGCGUUAGAGUCACUUUUAGACGCCUUGGGGGAGAAAAUGUCCUCCCUUUCCUUGUCAAAACGCCUCUUCGCCACCAUCCAGAGGAAAACUGCGCCGACCCCCCCUGAUACGCCCGACCUCAAAGCGCUCUCGCGUAAUGUCUUCUCUCCUCAAAGUCCUCUUCCCGUACCGGUUUCCCAGGUAGGUGUGCCCACUGUUGAAAGUGUGAAAAUUUUACCCGGAUUCCUCUGUCUCUAUGACCGGAGGAGUCGUAUUCCCCGGUGGACGUUGGAACACCUCACCAAAGAAAAUCUUAACGGUGAUGCAAAGGAUCUCGUGGACAGAAAGGAAUUUGCUUUCGUGGAGGACUUGGGUGAACCGCUGGAGUUUCGAAGCACCAACUUAGACUAUGCUAAAAGUGGGUUGGAUCGGGGCCAUAUGGCUGCCGCGGGAAAUAACAAUUACAAUGCCGAGUCCAUGAAGAAAACAUUUAUUCUCAGCAACAUUGCGCCACAGGUUGGCUAUGGUUUCAACCGUGGAAUAUGGAAUGACCUGGAGAAGUACGUUCGAGGAAUAGCAAGGCGAUCGGCAAACGUUGUAGUUGUUACGGGCCCACUGUUUCUACCGAGCUCGACCCUCUCUCAACGAGGUCAUCGACAGGUCAUCUAUGAGGUGAUUGGUCCGAAUAGUGUUGCUGUUCCGACUCAUUUCUUCAAGGCGGUCGCGGUACAGGGCACACCGCAGGGCCCCUGGAGGACCCAUGCCUGGGUGAUUCCUAAUCGAGAAAUUACAGAAGGCACACAUGUUAAUACAUUCGCCGUGCCUCUAAAAGAUGUUGAACGAGCUGCUGGCUCCGCGGUUUGGUUAGGCAAGCAAUUGAGGUUCUCCUAUCGCACCUUUUCUCCGCGGUAUGGCGUCUGGGCCACGCCAAUUGCCUCUCUAACCCAUAUACGUCAGCAGUGCAUGUUUGGCCACUGUUGUAUGACACCUUACGGCUUGAGAGAAUGCUCGAGGCGCCGCAUUCUUGACUCUAAACAUCAAAUCGCGAUCUUCAUUUCCUAUUUGUAG
Messenger RNA from Echinococcus granulosus, 3204 nucleotides. Its product is annotated as Ran GTPase-activating protein. Gene Ontology annotation, cellular component: nucleus; perinuclear region of cytoplasm; cytosol. The transcript has 11 exons. Bases 1 to 3204 code for a protein of 1067 amino acids. NCBI's taxonomy places the organism in Eukaryota, Metazoa, Platyhelminthes, Cestoda, Cyclophyllidea, Taeniidae. Gene Ontology annotation, biological process: nucleocytoplasmic transport; activation of GTPase activity. Gene Ontology annotation, molecular function: hydrolase activity; nucleic acid binding; small GTPase binding. The record is from RefSeq and is a predicted model, not a curated record.